AAGUUCUUAGUCGACUUAUUGAUAACAAACUGGAAAUACCAGUAUGACGUCUUCGCACAAAAACCAAAAAAUUAAAUAUAGUGCCGUUUAUAUUCAAGUUAAUCAAUUACAUGUUUUUUAAGUUAGUGAGAUACUAAAAUGUUUAUUCAUGUCUUUUUCUUCUUAUUUAUCUCCAAUCUCUUCUACGUUACUUUGGAAGAAAGUGGCACUGAAUUUCUAUCUCCGGUUUUGAAUACUAAUAAAAGAACCCCUAAUUGGUUUUCAUUUGCAGGAAAAACGUAUUAUGUAGAUACUGUAUUUAAGGCAAACUUUUACAAAUCUCUGCAAUUCUGUAGACAACAAGGAAUGCAUCUUCUCAGUAUAAAUAGUCAACAAGAAAACGAUAGAAUUGGGAAGUUCAUUCAAGAUAAUGGCUUAGGCUAUGGGCACUACUGGACAUCAGCAACGAAUCUCGUUGGCGAUAAUGAGUGGGUUUGGUUGUCUACGGGUCAAAAUAUGAGAUACGCCAAUUGGUAUCCUGGUGAACCCAGUGGAAAAAAUUCUCAGAACGGUUCUGAGAAUUGCGUUGAAGCUCGCCAUUGGGCCCAUCCCAGUGGGUUCACAUGGAAUGAUAUAGACUGUUUAACUGAAAGAUAUUUCAUUUGUGAAUCGAUAGAGGACUGUUCUUCUAACGGUCCACAGCCUCGUAAGAAAUAAUUGUCCUCAUAAAAUAAUUAAAUACACAUACAAUAAUGAAAUGCCAGUCUCAAUAAAAUAAGUGUGUGAUAAGGUAUGAGAAUUUAGAUAAUGAUAAAUUUAAAAGAACAUACAACAGGAAACUUUGGUAUUGAUUCUAUGAGAAAUUAAAUACCUUUCCUCGAACCGAGUUUAUUUGACUAUUUGUCAUUGCAUAACAGAUUGGAACAUUGGUUUAUGCUUGAUGGAGCACCAUCUUAUUUAAGUGUUAAUGUAAGCGACUUUUUAAACCGUCAAUAUUCAAAUAAAUGGAUUGGUCAAGAAAAGAAUUGUCCUCAAGAUUGGCCUCCCCGCUCACCGUACUUCAAAAAUGUAAUUACUUUCUUUGGGGGGCGUUAAAUAAAAGUUGAUGCUCUUUCUACAAUAUUAUCAAUUUGAGUUUCCAUUAAAUUAUUCUUAUUGUUUUGUUAAAUCUGAAAUAGAAUUCAUACUGUACGCUA
Molecule: messenger RNA, 1175 nt
Organism: Diorhabda carinulata
Lineage: Eukaryota; Metazoa; Arthropoda; Insecta; Coleoptera; Chrysomelidae
Product: perlucin-like
Exons: 3
Coding region: 139-696 (185 amino acids)
Biological process (GO): biological process involved in interspecies interaction between organisms
Cellular component (GO): external side of plasma membrane
Molecular function (GO): carbohydrate binding
Source: RefSeq, a predicted model, not a curated record